AUGUUAGACCUAUCAGGAUUUCUUCCUCAUGACCCGUUCCAGCGGCUUACGAUUGCUCUGUGUAUCGUCGGUCUCCUUCUCGCUACCACUUUUGCUUUCGCACUCAAACCAAAAGACAAAGAGAGUUCGGUUGGUGGCUUGGGAGCUUAUCUGAAGUUCAUCUACGGGUGCUUUUUGAAACCUCAUACCGGCGAUGGAUCUGGAAGUCAGCAGGAUGCUCUGGAGAGCUUCUACAAAGCCCAAGCCAGCGUAUACGAUGCUACCCGCGUCAACCUCCUCCGAGGACGUGAAGAUAUGCUAGGGCUCGUGGCAGCACAGUUGAAGCACCGAGCUGAUGCGGGUCUUAUCUCGCAGCGUCCAGUCUGGGUCGAUCAAAUGAACGUCUUCCUCUCGGUGCCAAACUUCUUCCGUGCAGUUUACGUUGUCGAUCUCUCCCCGAGUCUAUGUGAAAUGGCUCGCAAGCGCUUUACCCGCCUUGGAUGGACAAACGUUAAAGUCAUUUGUCAGGACGCUCGCGCUUUCCGUCUCCAUGAACAUGAGUCACAAGCUGAUCGACACAAGACACCAGUGUCUCAAGGUCAGGCAAUCCAGGAUCUUGAUGAGAAUGCUGAUGCUGGUGGCGCCGAAUUAGUUACUCUGAGCUAUGCCCUGUCUAUGAUCCCGGAAUUCUACCCCGUCAUUGACUCGAUCGACAGCCUGUUAAGUUCUAGUGGUAUCUGUGGUGUUAUUGACUUCUACGUACAGAACCAGGUCGAUUUCAGGGGGCGUAACUACAUGGGUGGCGCUAUCGAUCGUCACUGUAUGUGGCUCUCUCGCGUGUUCUGGCGGACGUGGUUUGAAAUCGAUCGAGUGAAUCUCGAAGCCGCAAGAAGGGAUUAUCUCGAGUACCGCUUCGGAACAGUGCUUAGUGUCAAUGCCAGGAACAACUUCUUCGGCACUGGCAUCAAGUUGCCAUACUACAUCUGGGUUGGAUGCUCCAAGGACAGCCAGACGUCAAUACAGAGGCUUGCUGAGAUCGACGCUGCCGCCACCGAAUCGCCGUAUCUAUCAGCCUUGGAUCUCCAAACCGGAGCCACCCAAACCGACGUCGAGAUCCACUCAAAGGCCUACGAGUCGGCGAUUGUAAACCUGCAAUCCAGCCUCCCUCUCCCCGCUACAUGGUACCAAAACCAUCACUGGCGCAUCCACUACGACUCCAGCCUUCCCAAGCACACCCGCUUCAACAACUCGUACAUUUACGCCUUCACCUGGGAAGAUGACGUCGCCGACAUGCGCCUGCUGAAACCCACCUCCAACGACGUCGUCCUUGCCAUCGGCUCCGCAGGUGACAACAUCCUGGCCUUCUGUCUCGAGAACCCGCGUCGCGUGCACGCCGUCGACCUAAACCCCUCGCAAAACCACCUCCUCGAGCUCAAAGUCGCCGCCUUCACAGCCCUCGGGUACCAGGAUGUAUGGCAGCUGUUCGGCGCCGGAAAGCACGCUGCCUUCAAAGCAUUAUUGAUAGAGAAACUCAGCCCCCAUCUCUCGAGCGAGGCAUUCCAGUUCUGGCUGCACAACGGCCCGUCCGUGUUCUCCCCAUCGUCGAGGGGCCUGUACCACUCCGGCGGCUCAGGCUAUGCCAUCUCGGCCGCAGGCUGGCUCUUCCGCGUCCUCGGCAUGUCCGACGACGUCAAGAAGCUGUGCGCCGCGCAAACGCUAAACGAACAGCGCGAGAUCUGGCACCGCAGCAUAAAAACAGUCCUCCACUCCAAAAUCCUCACUUACGCUAUCCUCGGAAACGCAAAAUGGCUGUGGAAAGCCCUCGGCGUGCCACCUGCCCAACGCGCGCUCAUCGAGGCGGAUUUCCGCAAGCAGGCCAACUCUCCCGGCUCACAGACUGCUACUGCAAGGCACACCGCGGCAGACGAAUACAUGGCCUUCCACACGCUCCCCAGCGACGACGUUCUCAACUCCCCGCCCGGAAACGCAAUCUACGCCUACGUGCUCGCCACCUUCGAGCCCGUCGUCAACACAACCCUCCUCUCAACCUCAAACCACUACUACGUCCUCGCCCUCCUGGGCCACUACACACCCCACUCACACCCAACGUACCUCUCACCCCGCGCCCACGCCAAGCUCAGCAAGCCGCACGCCUUCGCCGGCCUGCGCAUCCACACCGACGAGCUGAGCGAGGUGCUGGCGCGCAUGCGGCCCGCGACGCUGACCAUCGUCGUGGUGAUGGAUAGCAUGGAUUGGUUUCCACGGGCGGGCGGGCAGGCGGUGCGGCAGAUUCGCGCGUUGAAUCGGGCGCUGAGGGUGCGCGGGAGGGUGUUGCUUAGGAGUGCGGGGCUGGAGCCGUGGUAUCUUGGGGUGUUUGCGAGGAGUGGGUUUGUGUGUCGGAGGGUGGGGGUUAGGACGCCUGGGGGGUGUGUUGAUCGGGUGAAUAUGUAUGCUUCGACGUGGAUUUGUACUAAGGAGGGUGGGGUUGAGGGGGAGGACGAUGGGGUGCGUUCUGGGGAGGUGGAGUUGGCGGAGUUGGAGCUUGAGGAGCCGGCUAUGCGGAUGGAUUAGAGUCUUGGUCUGUUGCUUUAACUCACAAGUGGUUUUGUAUUCUUGCAUGUCCAACGACAGGAUCAAUCGUAAUGCAUAGAUGUUCC
This is a messenger RNA of Dothidotthia symphoricarpi CBS 119687, 2636 nucleotides long. RefSeq names its product betaine lipid synthase. The record is from RefSeq and is a predicted model, not a curated record. The transcript is spliced from 6 exons. Bases 1 to 2550 code for a protein of 849 amino acids. NCBI's taxonomy places the organism in Eukaryota, Fungi, Ascomycota, Dothideomycetes, Pleosporales, Dothidotthiaceae.